Messenger RNA from Aspergillus mulundensis, 843 nucleotides. RefSeq lists its product as uncharacterized. The transcript has a single exon. The coding region runs from base 1 to 843 and encodes 280 amino acids. The record is from RefSeq and is a predicted model, not a curated record. NCBI's taxonomy places the organism in Eukaryota, Fungi, Ascomycota, Eurotiomycetes, Eurotiales, Aspergillaceae.
AUGGCUACACUCUCGAAACAUCCCAUUUCCAGUCUUGGCCCUGUCCAUCCUCCAAAACUAGGUAGCCUGCGAGUGAAGGAAGUGGACGCCCAUCCGGUCGAGAUCCCAGUGCACGAUCCACUUGAUCACCAAGCUCCAGCGAUUCUGCAUGAGCCUCGAGACUACGACCCCAGCGAGGCGCGGAAUGCAGCGGUCAUCCUAGUGAGUGGUGCAGGCGGAGGGGUCAGUGGUCCAUCGGGCAUCUACCCUUCGCUCGCAGAUAAACUCGCGAUCCUCAUCGGCAUCCCCGUGGUCCGACUAGACUACCGCGUCGCAGCACGAACGGAGUACUGCGUCCCCGACAUUGUUGCAACGAUGAACUACCUACAAGAGCACUAUCAAUCUACUCGGUUUGUCGUGGUAGGGUGGUCUUUUGGCGGGAGUCCAUGCUUCACAGUCGCAGCCCAGGAGCCCGAGCGGAUUUGCGGCGUUGCAACGGUCGCAAGCCAGACUGCACAGACGUCAGGCGUCCGCAAGCUCAGUCCCAGACCAAUGCUAGUCCUUCACGGCAGCGGAGAUACAUGUCUCUCGCAGAGAUGCUCUGAGUCGUUGUAUAACCAGUAUGGUGAGGACGGGUCGCGCGAGAUCAAGAUCUUCAAGGGUGAUAACCACGGGUUGUCGAAGAAUGCGCCCGAGGCAGAAGGGUUGCUGCUUGUUUUUGCUGCAGAGACGCUUGGUUUUGAUGAUCUGACGGCUGCCUCUCUAAGAGUUGCAGGCCAGGACUGGGUGGGGAGUGAAGGCGAGCGAGUGAUGGAGAUGCAGCAGGGCCAUGACUUUGAUGGCGGGGAAUCUCUGAAUCGUUGA